Messenger RNA from Olea europaea var. sylvestris, 2423 nucleotides. RefSeq lists its product as uncharacterized. Lineage: Eukaryota; Viridiplantae; Streptophyta; Magnoliopsida; Lamiales; Oleaceae. The coding region runs from base 26 to 496 and encodes 156 amino acids. The transcript is spliced from 2 exons. The record is from RefSeq and is a predicted model, not a curated record.
GAGACCAUGGUCUUCUGUUAUCUCAAUGUCAAUAACUUCUGCUGAACAAACUUUUGAAUCAGCACCUGCUGAGAACAUGUAUCAUCAAAAAGUUGAGAAAUUUCUACACAAUCAUCAGACAGAAUCACUUCAGCACGACCUAUGUCGGCGAAGAGUGAUAUCAGCUUGGAGAAUGGAUUACCUCUCAGCAAUGAUAAUUGCACAAUGGAUGUUGGGAAAAACAGUUAAUCACAGCCAGUGGGAGACCUUAGAAAGAGCCAGCUCAUUCAAUAACCACAGUGGUUCUGGGAGCAGUUCUCACUCUACAGGGUUUCACCAUAGAAUGAAAGAGCCUGUGACGGCCAGUUCAGAAUCAGGUAUAUCUACUGAAAUUGAUCAUAAGGCUAUUAUCAAGGAAAGAGACAGGAAUAGCGUGAAGGCACCUUUGAUGAUUAAGAGUCGGAUCUCAUUUUGUAGUGUGAAAGCAAAUUGUUGCAAUAUCAUAGAGAUAAAUUAAUUAUUUAGUUUCCUAUUUUAAUUCAUAUUUUAGGAAACAUGAUUAGAGUGUGAUUUAAUUAACUUUUAUGAUAAAUACUCCAAUAUCCGAUCCACAUAAUCAGGAGAAUGGAAAUAUGUCAAGGCCAGAUGAAGAGAAUUCUCAUAAGUGGGGUUCUGCAUUGAGGACACCUAGGGAUGGUGCAAGAGAAGUUGAUGAAGAGACUGAUACUUACAGAUGUGUCUUAGGAUGCAUCUUGUCCUAUGAAGAACAACAUGAUGUAACCGUUGGUGAAAGUUUAAUUUGCUAUGGCAAUUCAAAAAACUUCAACUGCUCAACUGAAAUGGAAGAACAUAUAAGAUCAUCUGGUGAAAAUGAUAACCGUGUCCCUUUUUGUUCCAAGAAGGUAAUGAUAAAUCCUAAAAUGUCAGGGGGAAGUGAAAAUAUGUUGUCUAGCAAUGAUGAAUCAGUCAAAAUGGAUCCUAGAAUGACCGAAAAAAGUUAAUGAUUGCUUUCUGUUGUAUGACUCAACUGAGUUGACAAAAACUACAAAAGUUUUUGCCAGGGAUCAUAAUUCCUCUUUUGUUGGAUUUAUACUGAAUGAAGAUAUCAACACAAAUGAGUUAGAUAAUGGCGAGCAGUCUGUUGUAGAAACUGUAUCUUCUCAUCAUGUUAUACACGUCGUAGCAAGAGCUGGGGUUCCUUGGGGUAGACCUAUGAUCCCAUUGAAGUUUGAAGGUGGAUUAGGUUGGAAGGGUUCUGCUGCAACCAGUGCUCUCUAUCCUGCUUCUUUUUCGAAGAGUUUUGAUAAGAAACCAUAUUCUAGCAAUUUCACGGAAUUGACCUCAAUGUCGCUGCUAUAGAAGAUACUUCAGAGAUUGGAUUUCAAAUGGAGCAUGAGCAUAUUCAAGAUUCUUGUUCAGGAGUUGGUUUCAGAAGAGCAGAGAGGCUUGACAUUAUUCUCAAUUGCCUUUGUGAUGAUGUUGAUGAGUCCCCUCAAUCUUCUCUUCCAGCUGAAUUGAGAAAUUUCUAUUUGGCAGAUUUGGACUUAAAUGCUAAUACAUCAGCCAGAGACACAUGCAAUGAUGUUGACUAGCAAGGCCAAGUUGGCCAACCAUUGGAAAACAGAGCAUCAUUUUCUAUGAAUUUCAUAGAACACGAUUUUAAUUUUACUAAAUCCACUUACUUGCCAAAUUUGAGUUCUGUGAAUAUUUUUACUCAUGCUCAUGCCCAUUCACACUUGAUGGCUGCACCAAAUGUCCUAAAACAAAUUGAGGAGACGAAGAGAGUUUCUCCACUGCAACCAAAGUUACCAUACCCCUUACAUAUAUUACCACAUCACAAUUACCUUUCUCAUGCUCCAUUGUACAUUGGCCCUAUGAAGCCCUUUAUGUUCAAUAUGCACUACCCUGGCACCAUACCGUGUGUGAGAGAUCCUCAGUUGCUGAAGCCUGAAACAGUUCUCACCUCUCUUGGGAUCCCACGUCUAGUGGAGGUUGCUCAUGGACAGAACUGUGUUGACGUUACAAGUUCUAGACACAAAAUUGUUGUAGAAAGUGAGGACAGCUCAUCAACAAGCGUAAGCAAGAGGGAUAACGCUGGGGAAUUUACAUUGCCUGCCAAAAAUUCAUAUGAUCAAUCUGACAAUCAAGAAGCGUGGUACGCAAAGCUGAUGAAAAGGAAAGAACCAGAGGGGGAUGGGACUAUUACCAUGUAGGCCAUAGGCAGGUGACUUGAAGCAGUGACUCUAGAUGCUUCCCUAAUCUAACUGGUAGAUCACAUUUAGGAUGUCCCUGCUAGAGUAUACUUAAAGCUUCUACUAUAAUUUACUAAUCAAAUAUGUGCAUUGAUUCAGUCUUCUACUCUCCUUGAGGAGGUGACAUGAACUCUGAAUUUCCCCAAAUGUUUUGUACCAUGGGCUCCAACAAGUAGUCUUUUCUUACUGUUC